AUGGUUUUCUUAUUCCUUUCUUGUCAAAUAAAUUGUCAUCUUCUUCGCUGUCGUCAUCAUCGUCAUCGUUGUUGUUAUCAUCGUCGUCAUCAUCUCUAUUAUUAUCGCUUUCCUUACUGUCUUGGUUGUCAUCUUUAUUGUCAUCGUCGUCGUCAUCGUCAUCUUCAUCGUCACUUCGGUUAA
Molecule: messenger RNA, 183 nt
Organism: Enterobius vermicularis (human pinworm)
Lineage: Eukaryota; Metazoa; Nematoda; Chromadorea; Rhabditida; Oxyuridae
Source: the annotation of a GenBank genome assembly